CAUCCCUCCGUUCUUCUUUUCUUAUUCUCUCCUUCUCCUCUUUCAUCUUCUCUUCUUUCACCUUCACCUCACCCACGACAGAUAGCGAUAUCAAACAAGUAUUAUAACACAACCAACAUCUAGUUCAAUGGCACACGUGAUGGAACACCCGGACACUACAAACCCAACGGCUUUCGACCCGUACUCAGCAAACGAUAUAUUCCUCCUGACAAGCUUGACCUCGGGGUCCUCCGCUAUCAUCACGGCAACUAGUCGUCUUGAGCACCUUCUCAAGUCACAUAAGAUUCCAUUCAAGCCAGUUGAUCUGGCCACAGAUGCGCGUGCCCGCCGGAUCUGGUCUAGCAAGGGGAACGGCCGUAGACUACCUGGUGUAGCUAGAGACGGGGAGAUCUUGGGUAACUUUGAAGAACUGGAGGAAUGGAACGAGUACGGAGAGCUCAAGCAGAGGCUUGGGAUCAAGAAGACCAAAAAGAAGAAGAAGAAGGCUGAUGGCGAGAAUAAAGAGAAGGAGAAGAAUGUUAUGGACGGGAGCACAAGCGGGCCAGCUGCUAUGGUUGGGUCAAAGCCAAAUGCUGAAGUUAUGGUUACCCCUGACGGCAGUGCUGGGGGCAGUGGUGCCGCUGUUGCUGCUGCUGCCGCUGCGGUCGCGGCGGGCAUGAAGAAGGGUAAGGGGUUGAAGAGUGCUGUCGAGGGAGUCGAGGGUAAGAGAGAGACAAGGCCAGUCGUCGAAAUUAGGGGUGACCUCGACGUUGAGGUUGAAACUGCGGUUGGUGGUGGGGAGUCUAUAGAAAAGGGGAAGGAGGUCGCCAAGGAGGAUAUCAGGGCGGAAGUACCUGUUCAGGUAGCUGAACCCGUUGCCGAAGAAACUGUUUCUAAAGAAAAGAUUGCUGAGCAGAAGGAAGAACUAAAGCCUGAGCUUACUAUCGCCGAAGAGAAGGUCCUCGGGAAGGGGGAGCUGAAACUGGAGCUUGAGGAAGCUGCUGAGGGGGAGGGGUUGAAGCUUGAGCUCAAGGAAGCUACCGAGAAGGACGUGCUAAAGUCCGAAUCUAUUGCUAAGGAGAAGUUCAUUGAGAAUGUUGGUCCAGAGCCAGCGACUGAAGAAGUUGUCGAGAAAGCAGAACCCGGAGUCGAGACUGUUUCGGGAGUGGAAGUUAUCGCGAAAGAAAACCCAAUAAUAACGGAGACUUUCCCCGAAGAGAAAGUUGUUGGAAAAGACGGACCAAAGCCGGAAGCUGAGAAGCCUGUCAAAACCAGAGAACUAAAGACGCCCGGGGAACCAGAGACGACCGAAGAAUCAAUGGCUCAACCUAAGAAAGUCAAAGAGGUCGCCACUGGAAGACAUGAAACUAUCAGCGAACCUGAGGAGGAGAAGGUUCUUGAAAAGGGGGAACCAAUCACAGAGACCAAGCUUGGAGAAAACCCUGCCGAAUCCGGGGAAGAGGAUGUGGAGCCUGAGCCCGAGGAGAGAGUCGAACCUAAGGGAGAGAACAUCGGGGCUGAAGAAGUCAAGGAGGAAACCGAGCCUAAACCUGUUGCAAAGGUUGAGGGAACCAAAGAGGAAGUGAAGGCCUUGGGGUCCGAGGAGAAGGUCGGGGGGGCUAAGGAAGUGGGGGCCUCGGACCCUGAGCCGGAGAAGAUAACUAUCGAAGAAGCCAAGGAGGUUGUGGUCCCUGAGCCUGCCGAGCCGAAAGUCGAGGAGGCCGAACUGGAGAUUGUGGCUGUGGCUGAGGAGUCGAAGGUAGAAGAGAUCGAGGACCAGAAGCCUAUCAAGGAAAUCAAGGAGGAGGAGAAGCCCGCUGGGACUGAAAAGCAUAAGGUUAAGGAAACUAAAAAGGAGAAAGCUCCUGGGCAGUCAGGGCCUAAGGAAGUCAGGGUCGGGGCCAAGACUUCAAAGUCCCCGACACUAAAGGAAGAACCCGCUUUCUCGAAGUCUACAGCAUCUGAACCAGUCGAAACGACACUAAUCCCUACCGAGACCCCAAAGCCAGCCGAAGCAUCAAAGGCUGCCGAACCGCAAAGACCCAGAUCUGAGCCCACCGACACACCUACCCUGGAUUCCCCUCGACCCAAAGAAAAGUCGGCAAUAGAAAUAACAGAACAAGCCCUUGAGAAGGGUAAGUCCACACCCCCCACCCUCACAGAAACCGCAAUCCAAAAAAAACCUCUCCCUAUAAUGAACUCACUGAAGACAUUACCCUUUCUUCAAGAUACCAAUUCUCCUACUCUUUCCCCGCGGUGCGAUCCCAAGAGUGAAAAAAAAAAGUUACCAAAUUGGAAAAUGGAUGAACCAUAAUUACACAUAAAAAGGAACCCCCACUAAUUUUUGAAAACGCCUUCCCGCAUUUGGGAAUUUUUUCUGUUUUGCAAAAUUAUAAAGGCAACCCACGCAGGACCAGAUUUAGGAAGGGACUUUUGCGAAUCCUUAGGAUCAAAAUACACACUUAUCGGACAACCAGAGGGAGGAGUUUGUACGUUGCCAGAAGGCAGAGUUAUCGGAGUCAGUAAGGUAGGUGCGGGCAAUGGUACGUUUGGGGAGGACUCUGGGGGGGUGUAGGAUAGUUAAUACGAGAUGGAAGGAGGGAGAGGGGGGGAGGUGUAGGAUAAUAGUUGGCGGUAUGGCGGUGGGAACGGCGCAUGGCAUAGGAUUAUGGGAUGAGAUAGAAAGGGAAGAUACACUUUCUAGUGGCUGGUCUAGGUCUCUCCUUUAUUUUAGCUUUUACUUAACUCUGUUCUCACUUUACACUAUAUCUUAACAUUUUUCAAUUUUCUUUCCCCCUCUCUUCUCUUGACUGCAGCAGGCAAGCACCUAAGCAUACCAUACCCAAAUUUCUCCUAGUUUCUUACAAGUAUUUAUUUAUUCGCUCUGAUUCAAUUCCAACAAUAAUAUCAACCCAAC
Tuber melanosporum (Perigord truffle) is the source of this 2896-nucleotide messenger RNA. RefSeq lists its product as uncharacterized. The record is from RefSeq and is a predicted model, not a curated record. Bases 128 to 2293 code for a protein of 721 amino acids. NCBI's taxonomy places the organism in Eukaryota, Fungi, Ascomycota, Pezizomycetes, Pezizales, Tuberaceae. The transcript has 2 exons.